AGCACUGUUAAAGUAAACCAGCUGACCAGAGAGAACCGCACACACAGGAUCUGCAGUUAUUAUUAUUAAAAAGAAAUCAGCUUUACUUUAAAUUUGUGUCUCACCUAGUCACAGAAGUACUCCGGGGUAAAAUGGAAGAUUUUGGAAAAGUAAUUUUAUUUAACCACAGGUCUCCAGUCAUGUUUGACUGCUGGGUAAAGUGGAGCGGAACGUUUGGGCGCGUAAUUGGACUUUGUGCGUGAAACGAGAAAAGAGGUCUACAAUGAUUUUGGCUUUAUUCUAACUAUGGGCGCGCACAUCUUGGAGUCCAACUCCAGCGGCAACUUGACUCCUGCUGUGUCCGAGGCUGGGGCUGUCCUCCCGGGCUACCUGGCGGUGAUCUUAUCGGUCCUCAUGGUGACUCUGGUUGUCGUUGUGGUGGCUGGGAACGCGCUGGUCAUCAUGGCUUUUAUUGUGGAUAAAACCUUGAGAAUCCAAAGCAACUACUUCUUUCUGAAUCUUGCUAUUUCUGAUUUUCUUGUGGGUGCCUUCUGCAUCCCGGUGUACAUCCCGUACAACCUGACAGGCCGGUGGAUGCUGGGUAAGGGGCUCUGCAAGGUGUGGCUGGUUAUGGACUACCUGCUCUGCACCGCCUCAGUCUUCAACAUUGUCCUCAUUAGUUAUGACCGCUUCCUGUCAGUCACAAGAGCAGUUAAAUACAGAGCACAGAGGAACAUGACCCGUCAGGCUGUGUUCAAGAUGGUGGCAGUGUGGGUGCUGGCCUUCCUCCUUUACGGCCCCGCCAUCAUCUUCUGGGAGACGAUCGUUGGCCAGAGCGUCGUACCGGCUCACGAGUGCUACGCCGAGUUUUAUUUCACCUGGUACUUCUUGCUCAGCGCUUCUACUUUUGAAUUCUUCACCCCGUUUGUGUCUGUGGCUUUCUUCAACCUCAGCAUUUACUUGAACAUCCAUCGGCGGACAAAGAACGGAGGCGCCUGCGCCGAGGACGACGUCAAGACGCAGAGGAUCAGUAAGAAGCACAGAGACGGAGGAGGCUGGUCCGUGUUUUUUGUCAAAACCCGGAAGGUGUCGUCCAGUGAGCCUACUGCUAUCUCUGCGGUUAUCGAGGACGAAGAUGUCCUGUCCCCUUCCCCCUGCGGGGACCCUAGUAACAGUCAGAUAUUCAUGCAGAGGGAGAAGUUGUCUCCUGACAGAAAAAACUCCAGGUUGUUUCAGCACACGGCGUCCUGUAUGGCGCCUGGCCGUGGGACGCAGGGAUCUCGUCUGUUGCGAGACAAAAAGAUCGCCAAGUCUUUGGCCAUCAUUGUCUGCAUCUUUGGGAUUUGCUGGGCUCCUUACACACUGCUCAUGAUCAUCCGUGCAGCCUGUAGCGGUGAGUGUGUGGCCAACUACUGGUACGAGAUUACAUUUUGGCUUCUGUGGCUGAACUCUGCCAUCAACCCGUUCCUCUACCCCCUGUGCCACAGAAGCUUUCGAAGGGCUUUCUCAAAAAUUCUGUGUCCGAAAAGACAAUCAGUCCAGCCUCAGAUUGAGGCUCAGUCCUGUUAGAAAAAAAUUGCACUUCCAUGCUUUUUGAAUGCAGUAACUGUUGUUGGUCAAACACUGUAAAAAAAUCCAUAUAAUGUUCUUCCAUCAUCCAGUUUUCAAAAAAUAAGAGAAAUGUUUGCGUUAAAAUCGAUUGUCCCAGCAUAUCUGAAAGCAAUACGAGAAUUCAAAAACUUGGGGAGGAAAAGGACGGCGGUUCAAAUAUUCACAGGCAAUCUCUGUAAGUAGAACAGGAAGAGGGACGUGGUUUCGGUGAUUUUACCGCUCACGUCUUUGUGAGCUCAAUGCUGGGAAAUGAUAGCUUAUGCAGCCAGAUAGGAGGUGAUGACCGUAAUUUAGCCUAAGAUAUUAUGCGAGAACUACAGCACCACCAAGCUGUUAAAUUACAAUGUUUCUGCCUGAAAGCACAGCUGAGGGAGACGGCAGCUUCCGCCAACAUCCCGUUUCUCACAGGGCUGCUGUGACGAGAAACCAUUUCAACUCCCAUUUAAAUCAAAUUGAGAAUUAAAUGGUUUUUAUAAAGUUUCAUAAUCUCUCUGCACAUAAAACCCUUUUGCAUUAGUUUCAAAUGCGUCACUGAGACUGAAGGCCUUUUGCUUUUGUUUUCAAAAAGGUACAUAUUCAAGCUUUUCAUCAUGCAGCAAUAGGAUGACAAAUGUGGAAUCCUCAAAAUUCAAAGCACCUGAAAAGAAGAGAAAAUCCUGCAUCUGUUUACUGUGUGAACUUUUAUCACAUUGAUGUUUUAUUUCAUUAUAUCUGAAAAGUGGGCUAAGGGCAGAGGGGAAUCAGCUGAUGUCUGCCAACACUGAAUCUGCACUUAAUUUUAAAAAAUGUGUUCUUGUUGAUGUUAAAAAUGUACAGCGUUAUAAAAUGAGAUUAGCAUUAAACUUUUUGUACAAUAAUAUCUAUGCCAAGCUAGAUGGUUGUGUUCUUUAAAGUGCAGUAUUUAUUCAAAGACUUGACUGGUUUAUACCACCCGAACUACUUGACUACUUUGUAUCUUGGCUAUGAAUGUGUGUUGGUGUAAGUAGCCAAAGAAAGAAUAAAAAGAAAACAACCUACAGGCUUCAUAGCUGUACAUGUUAUUGGUCAAAUAUGGAAGUCUAAAAGGAAACUCUUUGACAUUUUGGGAUAUUCAUCUGUGCACAUUUUUGCCAAGAGUUAGAUGAGGAGAUUCAGACCGCUGUCAUGUCUGUGCCUUGAAUAUGAAGCUACCGCCAGCAACUGGUUAGCUUAAAAUAAAGGUUUGAAACAGGGCUAGCUUGGCUCUCUCUGAAGGUAACAAAGUCUGCCUUCAGUUUGGGUCAUGUUUACCAUGUUCACGAUAAGUCUAUAUGAA
This is a messenger RNA of Plectropomus leopardus (leopard coralgrouper), 2884 nucleotides long. Its product is annotated as histamine H3 receptor. The record is from RefSeq and is a predicted model, not a curated record. Gene Ontology annotation, biological process: G protein-coupled receptor signaling pathway, coupled to cyclic nucleotide second messenger; chemical synaptic transmission; adenylate cyclase-inhibiting G protein-coupled acetylcholine receptor signaling pathway. Gene Ontology annotation, molecular function: G protein-coupled acetylcholine receptor activity; histamine receptor activity; G protein-coupled serotonin receptor activity. Gene Ontology annotation, cellular component: dendrite; synapse; plasma membrane. Lineage: Eukaryota; Metazoa; Chordata; Actinopteri; Perciformes; Serranidae.